Messenger RNA from Anopheles coustani, 1834 nucleotides. RefSeq lists its product as uncharacterized. The transcript is spliced from 2 exons. NCBI's taxonomy places the organism in Eukaryota, Metazoa, Arthropoda, Insecta, Diptera, Culicidae. The record is from RefSeq and is a predicted model, not a curated record. Gene Ontology annotation, cellular component: nucleus. The coding region runs from base 109 to 1527 and encodes 472 amino acids.
CAUUUGCACGUCGUUUGGUAAAGAAAAACUACGCGAACAAGAAGGAACAUUUCAGCGCAUUACAACACAGCAUUUGGUGGCGUAAAAGAUCACCAACUCCGCCGUUCAAUGGACAUGGAGCCGUGCGCGGAGUUUAAGAUGGAGUCAUUGGAGAGCUUCGAGCCACUGGUUAAUCCCAUCCGGCAGUAUCGCAAUCGUUCGAAGCGUACCCUGAAGACGGGUGAAGAGAAACUGGCUGAAGUGCUGGCUAAAAUAGCAUCCCUGCAGAAAAACUCCGAAAAGACGGAUGGCAUCGACCGAACAAAGGUGCGGACGUACAACGUUAAGCUGCGAUUGAAGAAAAGCCAUCUGUACAAAUGCUUCGACUGUGGCAAUUGUUUUGCGAAUCCAGACUUUCUGGAACUGCACGAGAAGUCGCACACCGAGCAGGGCAAGUGCAAUAUCGAUCUGGGCCAGGAACCGGUGGAUGGCGAGAUGAAUCUGAAGCAGAACGCUUGGUUCGUUGGCGACUUCGAUGAACACGAUCGAGACGACGAUGGAGAGCAUUUUGUGCAGCUAGACUGUACGGUCGAGGAGGGUGAGGACAUCUUCGACAUUACGUUCGAUCGUACCAAGUGCGAAAAGACGUACACGAUGAAGUACAAGGUGAAGAAAGAACCGGUGGGAAAGUGCGAAUACUGUGCGAAGCAGUUCUACUCGGCGGAGUGCUGGAAGUUGCAUGAGCUGGAGCAUGAAAAGUUCCUCGAUAUCACCAGUAUGGAACCAAGCAUCAAUAUUAUGCAGUCGCCCAAAAUAGAGGAAAGCACCAUGACACUGGAUGAAAGUUUCUACGAAGGGCUCGAUGUCGGCGACAUUCUGGAGCGUAGUAGCGGCACCAUCGAUUGUAUGGCUGAUGGGCGGCUCGCUGCCGGCGCAGGCAUAACCUUGGAGUAUCGCAUUAUUCCCCGUCGAUCAUUCAGUGCCGAUAAGGAGACGGAUCAGCCGAAAGAUCGUCAAGGGCAGAAGCGUCCAGCCAACGGAGGGGAGGAGGAAUCAGGUGCACCUAAAAAAGUCAAUCAAUCCGUGUGCCAACCGACAGUGAAUCUGAAGGAAGAAGUGUUGGUCAAGGAGGAACCCGUCAGUGUCCAACCGAUGAUCCACGCGGAGGAGACGGUCCAGUCGAAUCAUUGUCAAGGACAAAAGGAUCCAGCCAACGUAGCAGUGGAAGAAACAGAUGCAGCUAAAUUAGUCAAUCAAUCCUUGUGCCAACCGACAGUGACUGUAAAGAAAGAGGUAGAGAUUAAAGAGGAACCCAUUUCAGAAUCGAUCAGCGAAGAGGUUGAGCAGGUUAAAGUUAAAACUGAAUCAAUGGCAGAAGACCACCAGCCUCCAGCCAUGCAAAUGCACCUGGAGCAAGAGCACAAGUGUGCAGUUUGCUCGAAACGAUUCCGUCUCCGGAUAGCACUGCUGGUGCACGAACAAACGCACGACAGGACCCGUCCUUACAGUUGCCAGCAUGAGGAUGAAAGGUUACCGUUUCGUAAGUAAACUGGAACCUUGCAUCGUAAUACCAUUUGCAAACACUUUGAGGACGAUCUCUUAACGUUAUAGUGUAGCUACAAGAAUCGUUUUUUCCAUGUGUUUAGAGCAGUGUAAAUAGGCUUACAACGAACUAAGGGUGGGCCUUGGACGUUUCGAUAUUCUAGGUGGAGUUGAUGUUGUAGGAGGUUUUGAAACAUUCAGUAGCGUAAAUCGUCGUUUUUCGUCUUCACAGCAGCACAAAAUAAUACUCACGCUUUUCUGCUUUUUAUAUUUUCGUCAUUUCGUAGCGAAUAAAUAAAUCCAUUUCAAUAGA